AUGGCCCACCUCGCCGACAAGCUCAAACAACAAGGCAACGAUCUAUUCAAGGCAGGCGACUACGCUGCAGCAGAGGAACAAUACACGGCCGCAAUCACUAAAUACUCACGCAAUCCUCUUCUUUUCACCAACCGCGCUCUCGCUCGCAUCCGGCUCCAACGAUGGCAAGGUGUCAUUGACGACUGCCUGCACAGCAUCUCUCUCACACCCCACAAUGGCUUCAACUUCAAGUCCUACUUCUACCUUGCCCAGGCCCAACUUGCUCUGCACCAUCCCAAUGAAGCCCUGUCUUCGGCUUUGACUGCCUACAACCAGGCUAUGAACCCUCCUCCCGCCGAAGCAAUCAAAGCCACUGCUGCUCUACCAUCCCUCUCUGAGUUGGUCCUCAAAUGCAAGAAAGAGAAGUUUGCAGCCAGGGAACGCGAUCGCAGACGCAAAAGAGGCGAUGUCCUUGCCGAGCUAGAAGAAUCCCUCGAACUCAACAAGCGCAACGAACUCCAAGAAAUCGAGAAUGCACUGGCAAACUCCAGCAUCGGCGUAGUCGAGGCUCAAGAACGCAGACAAGAGAUCCUGGAUACACACCAAAAGAAGGUCGACGAGUUGAAAACCGUGUUUGCGCUGGCAGACCCCGAGAAUCACCAACCUAGGGAGGUUCCUGAUUACUUGGUAGACACAAUAUCAUUUGAGAUCAUGCAUGAUCCGGUAAUCACUCGCACAGGACACAGUUAUGAGAGAUCGACGUUACUGGAGCACUUGAAAAACAAUCCUACAGAUCCGUUGACGAGAGAACCUCUGACGGCUAAGGAGUUGCGGCCUAAUGUUGCCUUGAGACAGGUGCUCGAGGAGUUCUGGAAGACGGCGGGCACGUGGGCUAUCGAUUGGUAA
This is a messenger RNA of Aureobasidium melanogenum CBS 110374, 885 nucleotides long. Its product is annotated as U-box-domain-containing protein. NCBI's taxonomy places the organism in Eukaryota, Fungi, Ascomycota, Dothideomycetes, Dothideales, Saccotheciaceae. Bases 1 to 885 code for a protein of 294 amino acids. The transcript has 2 exons. Gene Ontology annotation, cellular component: cytoplasm. Gene Ontology annotation, molecular function: ubiquitin protein ligase activity; protein-folding chaperone binding. Gene Ontology annotation, biological process: positive regulation of proteolysis; protein quality control for misfolded or incompletely synthesized proteins; proteasome-mediated ubiquitin-dependent protein catabolic process. The record is from RefSeq and is a predicted model, not a curated record.